Molecule: messenger RNA, 4589 nt
Organism: Nerophis lumbriciformis (worm pipefish)
Lineage: Eukaryota; Metazoa; Chordata; Actinopteri; Syngnathiformes; Syngnathidae
Gene: dsc2l
Product: desmocollin 2 like
Biological process (GO): calcium-dependent cell-cell adhesion; cell migration; multicellular organism development
Cellular component (GO): adherens junction; plasma membrane; catenin complex
Molecular function (GO): cadherin binding; calcium ion binding; beta-catenin binding
Source: RefSeq, a predicted model, not a curated record
AGCCUGGGUGGGGCGUUCAAGGUGUGUCCGGAUUAUUGACACGCCGCCAGCUGCGAGUGCGCGCAAAAGGUGUUUAUGGACUAGGAAAAGCAGCAGGAUUGUUUCCCUCUUCUGCAUUCAACUUUCAAUCACCAUCUGGACGACUGUUUUGUUUCUUUUGCGUGGCGGAAGGCUGCCCUGUAGCGUCGCACCAAGUGGGCAAAGUGCACUUGCCUUAAUAAAAGAUGGCACAUGCUAUCAUUUUCAUCGCGAGUGUGACUCUGAUCCUCGCCGGAGUUGAGUCGUGCUUUGUCCCGAGCUUGCUUUACGUCCCGGUGCCUCAAACUAUCCCGACCGGGCGCGAGAUAACAAGAGUCAAUGUCGCGGACUGUGCUAGCGUCUCUUCCAACGACCGCACGUUUGCGGUUUGGACCAACGGCUCGGUGACGGCCAUGGCUCCCGUCACUGUUCCGUCCAAAGGCCGGACUUUUUCCGUCCUGGUUCAGGACUUCAAUGGACCCCAGCUGCGAAUGGACGUCAUUCUCAUCGCCAGUCCCAUGUUGAACAGACAGCCCACUGAUGUGUUGAAACGGUCCAAAAGACGCUGGAGCCCUCCGCCCUUCCACAUCUUGGAGAACGAGCCGGGUCCAAAGGACAUUGAUCGGCUGGUGUCCGACUCUGAAAAAGAUCAUGUUAAGGUGGUCUACACCCUUACUGGCCCUGGUUUCGACCAGUACCCUGUGAAUGUGUUCGGCUUUGACAAAAACAGUGGAAUGUUGUCGCUGCUGAAGGCGGUUGAUCGAGAGGAGUACCCGCAGUUUGUUUUGACAGCCAACGCUAUCAACCCAUCUUCCGGACAGAUAACAGAUGAUCCUCUACCUAUCACUGUCUAUGUAGAUGACGUGAACGACAACGCGCCACAGUUUCAAGGCACAAUGCAGUUUACUGUGCUCGAGCAGAGCAUAGCAGGCACAAAUCUUGGCAAGGUGAAUGCUACCGACAGAGACCAAGAAGGCACCGACCAUGUGAAGAUCCGCUAUUCCCUUUUGAACGAAUUAGACAAAUUUGCCAUCAACGCUGAGACAGGUCACAUCACAAUGCGUACUAAUGCAUUGGAUAGGGAGACCAAAGACAAGUAUAGCGUGACAGUGCAGAUUAAAGAUCGGGACGGAAAAGACACCGGUUUGAUCACGACAGGUGUGGCGACCAUCCUUGUUGGUGACAUCAACGACAACCCGCCAACCUUCACAAAGUCAUCGUUUCAAGCCACAGCGAAGGAGAAUGAAAUUGACAAACUUCUACUCCGACUCCCUGUUGAAGAUAAAGAUUUGAAAGACACACCAAACUGGAAGUCAAAAUUUGUAAUCACUAAGGGAAAUGAAAGUGGCAAUUUCCGUAUGGCUACAGACCCCAAAACAAAUGAGGGGCUUUUGUAUGUCUCGAAGCCAUUAGAUUAUGAGACGACCAAAACUGUGAGGCUCGACAUCAUGGCCCGCAACGAAGCCGACCUGAUCGGCACCACGGCCCGAUGGAAUUCUGUGCCUGUGGACUUGACUGUCACCGACGACGAUGAAGGCCCAGAAUUCACGGCGCCUACCGUCCGCUUCAUCGUAAAAGAGAACACACCAAACGGCACACUCAUUGGAACUUACAAAGCCGUAGAUCCGGAAACCAAGAGCAGCGACGGCAUCAAGUAUUACAAGGUUACAGAACCUGCCGGCUGGAUCAAUGUGGAUAAGAACAAUGGAGAGCUGACGGUUGCAAACACCAUCGACAGAGAGUCUUCCUUUGUCAAGGAUGGAAUUUACAACAUCAGCAUGAAAGCCGUCGAUGCAAGUUCUAAGACUGGCACAGGGAUGGUAAUCAUCCAAGUGGAGGAUGUGAAUGACAACGUGCCAACAGUGCCCACUAGUGAAAUGGUGCUGUGUGAAAAAGAAGGAGAACUUGGCUCAGUGGUGGUUGAGGCUAAAGACUCGGACCAAUCUCCAUUUUCGGCACCCUUCACUUUUGGUCUGCCUGCUGACAAUGAUGGGAAAUGGUCUGUGACCAGAUUUAAUGACACAGCAGCUACGUUGAAGCAGCUCAAAGCACUUCCUAUGAAGGUGCACAAAGUUCCCGUGGUGAUCAAAGACCUGCAGGGCAACGGACAAACCCAGGUAGUGAAUGUAAGGAUCUGCCAGUGCAGGAAUGGCGCCUGCUUGACCAAGCCGUGGUCAGCCUCACUCGGCCCGCUGGGUUGGCUGACUUUGUUGCUGCCUCUGUUGCUGCUACUGCUGCUCGUGUUGCUGCUCGCCUUUUUCUGUAAGACAAGGGCGGAAAACAUUCAGCUGGAGGAUACAGCUGAUGGUGGUGGAAUCCUGAUCAAAUCAAACACGGAAGCACCAGGGGAAGAAGUGGAUUCAAGUCUCAUCAAGGUCCCCAUCCCGAGUGCUGACAUUAGUCGGGAUUGGGCGGUAAAGAGCUCCAGCACAAUUGGACGCCAAGACGAAGGCAUGUACAAGGGCUUCGUUUCCACUGAAAUGAAAGACGUCUACUCCGGGCAAUACGACAGCCAGUAUGGUACUCAGCAGCUCAACUACGACGCAAACUUUCUCAGCACCUGGCAAACAAAUGGACGCUAUUUGCACCAGAAACUCGGCUAUUUCGCUGGGGAGGAGGACGGUCGAUAUGCGGACGACAUCGUCCACCAAUACGGCUAUGAGGGAGUGGGCUCGCCGGCCGGCUCGGUGGGCUGCUGCAGCGACGACGGCGACAAUGAAAACCUGGACUUCCUAAACACACUCGGACCAAAGUUCAAACCCCUCGCAGGCAUCUGCAAAAAGACAUGAACAAUGACGACGGAAAUUAAGUGUUAUGCUUUUUUUUUUUGGUGCACAGGAUGCAAUAGGGGUCAUUGGGGUGCCAGGCUCCCCACUCUCAUGCCACCUGAAAGUGAAUGAAAGGAUCGAGAGAGUUGUGUUUCCCUGCUGCUUUUUCCUUAGUCCCAAGCACUGAUAACCUUCUCGACACUGUCAACUGUACAUAAUAUUUACGCUUGGUUUUGCAGGUUGCUACUAUUUAAUAUGGUAUUUUGGGUUUUACUAAUUCCAUGUGUUUAUGGUAAACUACUUCGGUUGUGCAAAGUGUGAUUUGCUAUUUUUUAAACUGUUUCCUUCAAUUUUAAGAGUUUUGAUAUUUUUCUAUUAUUAAUAAAUAUGAAUUAAGAUUAAUGUAGAGUUGCCUUAGGCUGCGUUCAGAAUUGUUUGGUACACUGGUCCAGACCAAAAAUAAAAAUAUACUUGGUGCGCACUUUGAUGAAGUUUGCUUAGCGUUUCACAUUCGUCAUAGAACUUGGACAACUUUCGUGACAGAUACUAAAACAAUCCACACACAAAACGCCGUAUGCUGAGUUAAAUACAUUGUAGCUUUUAUAUUUUGUUUUAUUUAGCAGGUUAGAUUUCCACAAAACAACCUGUGUGCGGGAGCAUCCUAUACACAGUACAGGCCAAAAGUUUGGACACACCUUCUCAUUCAAUGCAUUUUCUUUAUUUUAAUGGCUAUUUACAUUGUAGAUUGUCACUGAAGGCAUCAAAACUAUGAAUGAACACAUGUGGAGUUAUGUACUUAACAAAAAAAGGUGAAAUAACUAAAAACAUGUUUUAUAUUCUAGUUUCUUCAAAAUAGCCACCAUUUGCUCUGAUUACUGUUUUGCACCCUCUUAGCAUUCUCUCCAUGAGCUUCAAGCACACCUGUGAAGUGAAAACCAUUUCAGGUGACUACCUCUUGAAGCUCAUCGAGAGAAUGCCAAGAGUGUGCAAAAAAGUUAUCCGAGCAAAGGGUGGCUAUUUUGAAGAAACUGGAAUACAAAACAUGUUUUCAGUUAUUUCACCUUUUUUUGUUAAGUACAUAACUCCAAAUGUUUUCAUUCCUAGUUUUGAUGCCUUCAGUGACAAUCUACAAUGUAAAUAGUCAUGCAACGAAAGAAAACGCAUUGAAUGAGGAGAAGGUGUGUCCAAACGUUUGGCCUGUACUGUAUAUCCGCUUUAAAUCCCACAUACGAAAGAGGCCUGGGUCGGAUAUGAAGUCUUCAGAAAUGCAUCGUUCACACUGACAUGAAGAAAUCCGAUACAGGUCGGAUAUUGGCAAACUAAUCGGAAUUUACCUGCACUGUGAACAAGGCCUAAAGUUCCCUUGCAACUGAUUUCAAUCUGCUUGUUUGAUGCACAACUGGUUUGAGAGGAAAAUGCUCAACUUGAUUGCUUGUUUCUGCAACUCUAUGAGAUUUGUGGUGUAUUCCGGUGACGGUCACCGUUAAUGAAUGUUAACAGGGUGUGGUUGCGGCAGUCGUCAGCAGUUAUUGCAACAUUCUGCUAAACGUGUGAAAGUCAGCACAAAGGCGAGUGAGGCACGACUCACACUGGCCUGACAAGAAAACAGAAGUGGUUUAACAGAGGAAUCACAGAAAACCUUGCAUUUCCAUACAGGUUUCUACUUUUCCUUGAACGUUCUAAUCUAAUGAUGAAUGUGCACAGGUAUAAGUGGUUUAACUUACUAUUUGAUUUCAACAGUCUGAAUGUCGUUGGGGGAUCCUCCUCGCAGCUGUAAAACUAAUAAUAAAAUGCUCUCUUGUA